AAGACAGAGAAUAUCAAACUUUACGUAAUCCAUAGUUGAAAACUGCAACUUGAAAACCAUCUUUUGUGAUUGGAAUGGAACACACCUCUGUUGAAUACUACAAAUUCAGACACAUUCAUUCUAUCUAUCCCCAUCUCUACAAUUACGUCAACACGGCACAACAAAAAACAUCAUCACCUCAAAACCUCUGUCUCUCACGCACAAUCCUUUGACCCAUCAUCAUUAUCUCAAUUCUCUCUCAGAUUGUACAUGUAAUCUAUAGAUAGAUAUACACUGUAAGAAAAAAACAGGUAGUUACAAAGCAACACAAAUGGUUGUGGCGGUUACUUUUCUUGUCUCCGUCGCUUUAUCACUGUUGGCAGCGGCGGUUGUUUCUGGAUCUCCGGCGACUCUCACAUUGGAAAGAGCGUUUCCGACGAAUCAUGGAGUUGAGCUGAGUCAUCUUCGUGCUCGGGACAUGUUCCGGCAUCGUAGAAUGCUGUCGGAAUCUUCAAACGGUGUCGUUGAUUUCUCCGUUCAAGGCACCUUCGAUCCCUACCAAGUUGGGCUCUAUUUUACGACAGUGCAGUUAGGUACUCCUCCAGUGGAAUUUAAUGUGCAGAUUGACACUGGUAGUGAUGUUCUCUGGGUCAGUUGCAGCUCCUGCAAUGGUUGUCCUCAGACAACUGGGCUUAAGAUUCAGCUUAAUUUUUUUGACCCCGGGCGUUCAUCAACAUCUUCAUCAAUCUCUUGUUCUGACAAAAGGUGCAAAGCUGGAAUCCAGACAUCAGAUGCCAGCUGUUCCAGUCAGAACAACCAGUGCUCUUACAGUUUCCAGUAUGGAGAUGGUAGCGGGACAUCAGGCUACUACGUGUCGGAUAUGUUGCAUCUCGACACUAUUUCCGAGGGAUCCGUGACGUCAAAUUCAUCAGCUCCUGUAGUUUUUGGUUGUAGUAACCAGCAGAGUGGGGACUUGACAAAAUCUGACAGAGCGGUCGAUGGGAUAUUUGGAUUUGGGCAACAGGAAAUGUCUGUCAUCUCUCAGCUCUCCUCACAAGGGAUUGCUCCAAGAGUAUUCUCCCAUUGUCUUAAAGGGGAUAGUAGUGGUGGCGGCAUAUUGGUUCUCGGCGAGAUUGUGGAGCCAAACAUAGUUUAUACUCCACUUGUUCCAUUACAGCCUCAUUACAAUUUAAAUCUGCAGAGCAUCUCUGUCAACGGCCAGACAUUGCAAAUUGAUUCAUCAGUUUUCACAACAUCAAACAAUAGAGGCACCAUUGUUGAUUCUGGAACAACCUUAGCGUAUCUUGCAGAAGAGGCUUAUGAUCCCUUUGUCAAUGCGAUUACAGCUGCAAUUCCACAAUCCAUACGUGCGGUUUCUUCCAAGGGAAAUCAGUGUUACUUAACCACUGCCAGAGUCACUGACAUUUUUCCUCAAGUAAGUCUGAACUUUGCUGGCGGUGCAUCUAUGGUUUUAGGACCACAGGACUACCUUAUACAACAGAAUUUUAAUGGUGGUGGAGCAGUGUGGUGCAUUGGCAUUCAGAAAAUUCAGGGUCAAGGAAUAACAAUUCUAGGAGAUCUUGUAUUAAAAGAUAAAAUUAUUGUUUAUGAUCUGGCUGGUCAACGCAUUGGAUGGGCUAACUAUGACUGUUCUUCGACGGUUAAUGUCUCAGCCACAACUGGCACCGGCACAAGCGAGUUUGUGAAUGCUGGGAGUGGAGAGACAGGUGGAAGCACUUCUUUACGCGAUGGACUUAGAUUGACAAAUACAGGGUUCUUGGCCUUCUUCCUUCAUAUAACACUGAUUUGCAGCCUUGUAAUUUUGUAGUAUUUGUGUAUUAUGGGAGAUAUCUAAUAUUCUUUUUCAUAUGUAUAUUCCAUUUCCAGUGUAUAUCUAUGCCGAUUGGCAGGACCACAUGUUAUUUUGAAUGUUUCUUGUGCCUCAUUUUUUAUGCACAACAGGUUUGUGAGGGUCAGCUUUAGAUGAUUCUGUUGUACACUAUCAGUGUUGUAAAUCAGAUUCUCUUAUUUAUUUUUGGCACUAUUGUAAAA
Molecule: messenger RNA, 2031 nt
Organism: Lotus japonicus
Lineage: Eukaryota; Viridiplantae; Streptophyta; Magnoliopsida; Fabales; Fabaceae
Product: aspartic proteinase 36
Exons: 10
Coding region: 311-1807 (498 amino acids)
Biological process (GO): proteolysis
Molecular function (GO): aspartic-type endopeptidase activity
Source: RefSeq, a predicted model, not a curated record